Molecule: messenger RNA, 5688 nt
Organism: Acipenser ruthenus (sterlet)
Lineage: Eukaryota; Metazoa; Chordata; Actinopteri; Acipenseriformes; Acipenseridae
Product: phosphatidylinositol N-acetylglucosaminyltransferase subunit A-like
Exons: 6
Coding region: 255-1736 (493 amino acids)
Biological process (GO): GPI anchor biosynthetic process
Cellular component (GO): glycosylphosphatidylinositol-N-acetylglucosaminyltransferase (GPI-GnT) complex
Molecular function (GO): phosphatidylinositol N-acetylglucosaminyltransferase activity
Source: RefSeq, a predicted model, not a curated record
CUUCUUUAUCCCAUUCCCAACACGCUCAGCGACAUCGUUGAUAGCGGAAGGGACUGAACACAACCCGGAAAAACAACAAAGGAUUCAUCGAGACUGAACAAGCAAGAAAAAGCUAGUAUGUUUCUUUCUUGAAAAACAUGUAUUAACUUAAGAAGCACCACGACACAAAAGUAAAUACUACUCCUUGGUACAUUUGUGUCUGACAUACCGAAGACAGGAUGAAAUAGCUGCGACUGGAGAGCUUGUAUGAAACUAUGGGUCGGAGGAAGGGAGAGGGGCAGAAGGGACCAAUCCCUGACAGUUUCUUGGAUUUUGCUGCUAUGAAUCUGAAGGAAGUGCCUCGGAAGCAGAAUGUAUGCAUGGUGUCUGAUUUCUUUUAUCCCAAUAUGGGAGGAGUUGAAAGCCACAUUUACCAGCUAUCCCAGUGUUUGAUUGAAAGAGGACACAAGGUGAUUAUUGUAACCCAUGCUUAUGGAAACAGAAAGGGUAUUAGAUACCUCACUAAUGGGCUAAAAGUGUACUACCUACCUCUGAAGGUCAUGUACAACCAGUCCACAUCCACAACAGUCUUCCACAGCCUACCUCUGCUUAGGUAUAUCUUUGUGCGGGAGCGGAUCACAAUAGUUCAUUCCCACAGUUCCUUUUCAUCCAUGGCACACGACUCCCUGUUUCAUGCCAAGACGAUGGGACUGCACACAGUUUUCACUGACCAUUCGCUUUUCGGGUUUGCUGAUGUGAGUUCUGUGCUGACCAACAAACUGCUGACUGUCUCUCUCUGCGACACCAAUCACAUUAUCUGUGUGUCCUUCACUAGCAAAGAAAACACUGUACUCAGAGGUGCAGUGAACCCGGAGAUAGUCUCUGUGAUUCCCAAUGCUGUUGAUCCUACUGACUUCACUCCAAACCCAUCCAAGAGGGACGAAAAUAAAAUAACCAUUGUGGUUGUUAGCCGACUUGUUUACAGAAAAGGAAUAGAUUUACUUGGUGGCAUAAUUCCUGAGCUUUGUCAGAAAUACCCUGACUUGCAAUUUCUUAUUGGUGGUGAGGGACCCAAAAGACUUGUGCUUGAGGAGGUCAGAGAAAAAUACCAGCUUCAUGACAGGGUACGUCUUUUAGGAGCCUUGGAACACAAAGAUGUUAGAAAUGUUUUAGUUCAGGGUCAUAUUUUCCUCAAUACAUCUCUAACAGAAGCAUUCUGCAUGGCCAUAGUAGAGGGUGCAAGUUGUGGGCUUCAGGUUGUUAGCACACGUGUCGGGGGCAUCCCAGAGGUGCUCCCUGAGGAUCUCAUUAUCCUUUGUGAGCCUACAGUGAAGUCUCUGUGUGAAGGACUGGAGAUGGUUAUAGCCAAACACAGGGCAGGGAGCCUGCCCCCACCUGCUGCCAUUCACAACAGAGUAAGAACCCUCUACACAUGGAGGAAUGUUGCAGAGAGGACAGAAAAGGUUUACGACAGAGUGGCUAAAGAAGUUGUCUUGCCUAUGGAUGCACGGCUUAACAGACUGAUGUCUCGCUGCGGGCCUGUUGCUGGCUGUAUUUUUUCACUUUUCGCUGUCUUGGACUUCCUGCUCUUGGUGUUUCUGAGAUGGCUUGUCCCCGAUUCCAAUAUUGACAUUGCAGUGGAUGCUACAGGAGUUCGAGGAGCUUGGAGACGGAUGUCCACUCCUCCUAACACAUGCACAAACACAGGUUAUGAUUCAAACUACGAUGUAGCAAGAGACUUGAAUCACACUCAAUAAAUCAAUACUAUUGACUCGGUGGGUACCUAUGGGAAAUGAUUGCAUGCUUUCAUUCCAUUGAGUGAAAAGCUUUACAUCUGAUGUUGAACACACAUCUGAAAUGUAAUUUAUUAAAAUGACCUCUUCCCUGAUAGUUUACAAAACAUCUCCUAGUUUUUGUUUCUUCUCAGGUGGUAGAAUUUUAUGUGUGCCAAAUUACAUUUGAGUUAAUUAUGUGUGUUUUUUUUUUUCCUAAACAAGUAAGACUUAAAGGGCUAAACAUUAUAAAAAGCUGUCUAUUAUCGGAACUAUGAUUUUUUAAUGUAGAAAUAUGUGUGCUAAAGCAGGAUUAUAUUGUCUAAACUAGGUACAGUGCUCCCUCGCUAUAACGCAGGUCUCAAGGGACACACAAUAUGAGCUAUAACUGAAGAGCGUUAUGAACAGGGGAGGGGGUGGGGGGCGCCGCGGGACACAUAACACACAUCUGACUAAAUACAAAAUAAAAUAACUCCCUUUCAAAAAAAAAGGUAACAUUCCCAUUCGUGGAUCAUUUUAAUUAGUAGUUUUUAAACUAUAAAUAGCCUGGCUAAACGGCGGUCUGGAGUUCAGUUAGAAGCGACAGACAAGCAAACCAAGUGUGAGAAGGAGAGCGGGUCGGUAGAGGGGAAGAGGGAAUGGACUCGUCUCAGGUUCGGCUGCCGGAUCUCAUCUCCUGGGAAAGCCGUAGCCCCUCUCGCAGCAAAAAAGUAAAUGCAUUAGGAAAGAUAACCAUGUAAUAGGCCUAAUAUUCAUUUAGUUAUAAAACGAAUGCUGAAUAAGAUGUCUGUGUUAUUAAGUGCCAGCGCAGCUUUUUUUCAGUUCAGAUACUGUAUCAAAAGGGCGAGACAUAAACAGAAGUUUGUUUACAGUUUGAACAACACUGGCACUGUAUUUACUGUAGAAAUAUUGCAUGAAUCACUAGUAUAGGGAAUUGGGGGACAUGCUGUAGGUGCGUUAUAUCCGAGGCAUGUUAUAACUGAGAGCCUUAUAGCGAGAGAGCACUGUAUAUACAUAUUUAAAGUGAUUGUAGUUAAAAAUAUAUAUAUAUAAUAUUGUGCAUUUACAUUUGCUAUAUAGUUGCUAUAUUCACUCAAAUGUUCAGUUUAGAAAGAAACGUAUUUUUAUUUUUAAACAUGAUGCAGGGAUCUGCGACUACACUAGAUUAAAAUAAAAUCUCAGUUCUCUUGCUUUAUUUUUAUUACAUUAUAUCCUUUUUAUUUUUUUAAGGCAUUUCACCUCUGAAGCAUCUUUGGGGUCUAAGCAUGUCAGUCAAUUGGGGAAGCAACAUUAGGGCAUUUAGAACUUUUACUGCGAAUGUCUGACAUGUAUGAUUUUUUAUAGAAUUAUUUUGUUAGCUACCAGCAAUUUAAGUGGGCAAGUGAGUGUUAACAUUGGCAGAUGACCAGGUCGCUCAGGUGGGCAUUACUAAUGGAAUAUGCCCACUAAUCGGGUAUUUUUUUCAAUUCAACUUUUUUCCAUCUUACCUUUUUUGAAAAGUUGCAGAUUAGCUGCGGUUGAGUUAUGAGAGGGACAGAGCAGCCGCACAAUGAGAUCUAGAGGGUUUAUUACACGAUAAAUGUGGUGCUGGGCAUGUGUGGCAGUGCUAAACACAGCUCUUUGACUGAUAAAGUAAACUGGUUUUAGAAUGGAAGACUGAUGAAACACAGUAAUGUUGAAACUUUGGAAGCUUGCUUGACAGGUACUACUUGUAUAAAGUAUUAUCUAGCAGUUCAAAUAGGGCUUUAUUAUAUAUUAUAUAUUGUAACAAUAAUUUAGGACCUUUGUUUUUUCAACAAAAAAUCACACUUUGGUUAUGACACAAAAUGCCACAAAUACAGGCAGUGAAUAGAUAUAUUUAUUUACUUGUUGCAGCAUGGUAGACUUGUGUGGCACUUAGUUACACAGGACUCCUGAAGCCUUACGAUGCGUGAAAGCAAGACAUUCGGUCAUUAGCCAAAGGCACUUGUCCAAAGUAAAGCGCUGUUAUGUUUAUUUUGUAAAGACAUUCGGUCAUUAGCCAAAAUCACUUGGUGGUUCUUGAGAUUUACAGUGCUCCCCCUUUAUAACGCUGUAGUCAGGAGCCAUAGUUGAGACAGUGCUAUUUGUGUUCCGCCUUAUAACGAGACUACUAGUGUUAGUGUAAUGGCAUUGUGGGGCAAAUGGGAGAUGACCGCACAGCCUUAUAACCUGUUCCCCAGUAUUAAGGGCCGCCUUAUAAAGGGAGAGCACUGUAUAUUUAAAAUAGUUAUGUAAACCUGUUGAUGUUUUUCUCUGGAACUCAAGACCAAUUUGGUCUUUUAAGUUGCUGUUUUUUUUUAUUGUUUUUAUUUUUAUUUCAACUGGAUAAAAACUCCAAACUCAGUAAAACAAACAAAUAACAGAAGGUCAGAUUUAAGCCCAUUGGAACGUAGAUGUUUCUAAUGACAGAGGCAUUAGACAGAAGUUUGAACUAUUUUGACUUUUGUCAUUAAACCAAGUAAAAAAUAAAUUGCAUCCUGCCACCAAAGAGCAACACUUCUACUGACUGGUGGCAAUGUGGAGGCUUUGUGGUCCAGUGGUUAAAGAAAAGGGCUUGUAACCAGGAGGUCCCCGGUUCAAAUCACACCUCAGCCACUGACUCAUUGUGUGGUCCUGAGCAAGUCAACCUCCUUGUGCUCUGUCUUUCGGUUGAGACGUAAUUGUAAGUGACUCUGCAGCUGAUGCAUAGUUCACACACCCUAGUCUCUGUAAGUUGCCUUGGAUAAAGGCGUCUGCUAAAUAAACAAAUAAUAAUAAUAAAUAUUUGCAAAAUACCAAUUCAUUUUUAUAAUUUCUAGGAGACUGAAAAAGAGACUUUUGCUCACUUACAAACCGGCAUGUACUGUAGCUGUUAGCUAAACUUGCUCAUCUUUCUCAUAUACAGGAAAUUCAGAUAUUGUCUGGGUGGGAACCGUGAAGUUUAAAAGACCCAAAUAAGGAAUUCAUAGAGUUAACCAUGCAUUGAUGCUUUGUCUAUGUUUUGGCACAAUAGUUUAUACACUGUGAAGUUAGCUACCAAAAUGUUAUACAAGAAAGUAGUGUUUUUGCUUCAGUAAAUGAAUAUUCACCGCUUACUUGUAUGCAAAAUAUAUGACCUGAUCAUUAAAAGCAAGUUUACGACUGGUUUCACAGACACCGAUUAACACUACUAGUCUUUGACUACCCAGUGUUACCGUAGGUAAGAUGCUUUAUGAUAAGUCAAGGUCUGUCAAACUAGACGUAUAUCUUUAUUAGAACCAAUUAUAAUUAUGAAAAUGAAUUGAGAGUAACAUUUGUGUACUGUAUAUACAGUACAUAUUGUACAUACACCUCAUAACUUGAACCAAUAACAUUUUAUUGACAUCUGGUUUAUAACAAAUUUGUUAUUUACUUAAGUUAUGCUACUGUCAUUUUAUAAUAUUUCCUACAACCAGUUAAGUUCUCAGAAUUAUUUUACAACUUAACCUUACUACUUAAAUAAUUUUGGAGAAGCAAGUGUAAACCUGCCAUUUUUUCAAUAUAAUUGUAGGAAAUGCCAAAUUAUACACUUAAAAAAUAAAGCUUGUUUGUUGUUUUUAGUUCUAGAUCUGCUUUAAAAAAACUUCAGUGUAAACCUAGAACAAAAUAAAGCAAAUCCAGCUGUCUGAGUAUGAGUAAUUGUACCAAAAAACAAAAAGGAAUUGUUUUUGGUUGUGCAGCUGUUUGUUUGAUGUUUUUAUUUUAUUUUUGAGGUAAUGUUUGAACGUUAUAUCUUUUCUGCUCCACAACCAUAGUAAUUGCAAGGAAAAUGUAAGAUUUUGUAUACUUGAAUAUAUGUUGAAUAAACAAACGAUAUUAUGUGACUCUAUAAAGGGAUCAGAUUCUCCUCAUGUAUUGAUUGAUGAAAGGCUUGUAUCGUAACGGUUUGUAAUAAAGUGAAAAACAGUUUGUAACCAAA